UCGAUCUGGCAGUUGCUUCUCAGCAUUCUUGGCCUCUGGUUCGACUUUCAGUUCAGACCCGAACAUAUCAGAAAAUAAAGACCGAAUAAAGACCGCAGAACAGGGGAACGGAAGACAGAAUACAGAACACAGAAGACAGAAAAAAACUGAAAAUAACAAAAAUCCAUUUCUAUAUACCCCGAGAUCGAGAUCGAGAUGUGUAUAUGAAACGCAGUUCCUGCUCGUAGACCGGUCGUCCGUCCGUAGCAUCUCGUUGUGUUUCACCGUUCCAAAGUUCAGUGAAGUGGACAAAAACAAAAGAAUCGAGGGCGGAGUAUCCUGCGUGGGGAAGAAGAUAUCGAACCACGAUUUGUUGUAAUGGUGCACAGGCGCUGGAUUUUCUGUGAGAGCGGCGAGGAUCCAAACUUCAGAAAGGAGCACUACGAGUACACCCAAAGCCAGCACCGAUAAAUACAAGUCGUCUUUACCCCAAAGAAGUCCAUUCAA
This is a messenger RNA of Drosophila rhopaloa, 486 nucleotides long. RefSeq lists its product as uncharacterized. Lineage: Eukaryota; Metazoa; Arthropoda; Insecta; Diptera; Drosophilidae. Bases 358 to 450 code for a protein of 30 amino acids. The record is from RefSeq and is a predicted model, not a curated record. The transcript has a single exon.